Messenger RNA from Amaranthus tricolor (Joseph's coat), 1544 nucleotides. Its product is annotated as mitochondrial adenine nucleotide transporter ADNT1. The transcript has 9 exons. Bases 164 to 1228 code for a protein of 354 amino acids. The record is from RefSeq and is a predicted model, not a curated record. NCBI's taxonomy places the organism in Eukaryota, Viridiplantae, Streptophyta, Magnoliopsida, Caryophyllales, Amaranthaceae. Gene Ontology annotation, biological process: transmembrane transport.
GCCGUUAAAUAAACUCCCUCCUUCACUCACUUCAUUCCAUUCAUUCGUCUUCUUCCUUUUCAUCCCCGAUCAAGGCGAGAGAGAAAGAAUCACACAGAGAAAUUCCGUUAACUUUCUCUCUCCUCUUAUCUUAUCACCGAUCCAAUUGUAUCCGGUGAUUUUAAUGGCAUCAGAAGAUGUGAAAACUAGCGAAUCAGCAGUUUCUACGAUCGUAAAUCUGGCUGAAGAAGCGAAGAUUGCAAGAGAGGGCGUUAAGGCUCCAAGUUAUGCGAUUCUUAGUAUCUGCAAGUCUCUUGUUGCUGGUGGUGUCGCUGGUGGAGUGUCUCGUACUGCUGUUGCUCCCUUAGAACGCCUAAAAAUAUUGCUCCAGGUUCAAAAUCCUCAUAGUAUUAAAUACAAUGGAACUAUUCAAGGGCUAAAGUAUAUAUGGAAAACAGAGGGAUUCCGAGGACUUUUCAAGGGUAAUGGAACGAAUUGUGCACGCAUUGUGCCAAAUUCUGCUGUCAAGUUUUUCAGUUAUGAACAAGCCUCCAAGGGCAUAUUAUGGCUAUACCAGCAACAGAGUGGCAAUGAGGAGGCUGAACUCACUCCUUUAUUGCGUCUUGGUGCUGGAGCAUGUGCUGGAAUCAUAGCAAUGUCUGCAACUUAUCCAAUGGAUAUGGUCAGAGGCAGGAUUACUGUUCAGACUGAUAAGUCUCCUUACCAGUAUAGAGGCAUUUACCAUGCACUGUCAACAAUUCUUCGUGAGGAAGGUCCACGGGCUUUGUAUAAAGGCUGGCUUCCCUCUGUGAUUGGAGUGAUUCCAUAUGUUGGUCUCAAUUUUUCCGUGUAUGAGUCGUUGAAGGAUUGGAUGAUCAAAGCUAAGCCAUUUGGAUUAGUACAAGAUAAUGAGUUGAGUGUGACAACAAGGCUCGGAUGUGGGGCAGUUGCGGGGACUAUUGGCCAAACUGUUGCCUAUCCGCUCGAUGUUGUUCGCCGAAGGAUGCAAAUGGUGGGUUGGAAAGACGCUUCCUCUGUUGUCCUUGGUGAUGGGAGAGGCAAGGUUCCGUUAGAAUAUAAUGGCAUGAUCGAUACAUUUCGGAAAACUGUUAGGCAUGAAGGCUUUGGAGCCCUGUACAAAGGCCUGGUCCCUAAUUCAGUAAAGGUUGUGCCAUCCAUAGCGAUUGCAUUUGUCACUUACGAGGUGGUGAAAGAUGUCUUAGGAGUUGAAAUGAGAAUAUCGGAGUGAAACUGACAAAUACAGGCUUUCGGUUCAUGUAACAGCGAUAAUUUUUUCUUCUUUUUGGUAGGCAAUUGGAAGAAGAUAGGUAAAUUUUGGUUGAUGUAUUUUGCCUAAUUAGAACAAACUAAGCCAGUAUCAGAUACUAGGCUGAUUUAUAUUUAUGUUGCCAAAUUUGUUUCCUAUCUAGGGUCCCUCAGAUAAACCCAUUUGGUUUGCCUGUUAUUCCAUUCAAAUACUUAUUUGUAUUAAUUAGUUUCUAAUAAAAGAAAAUGAUGGAUCUGUAUGCAUAUUUUCAAUACACACUUCGUCUAAUGUUUCUCCA